Molecule: messenger RNA, 1985 nt
Organism: Ostrea edulis (European flat oyster)
Lineage: Eukaryota; Metazoa; Mollusca; Bivalvia; Ostreida; Ostreidae
Exons: 10
Coding region: 4-1701 (565 amino acids)
Source: RefSeq, a predicted model, not a curated record
ACAAUGGAUAGCAAUACUGUAAUAAUCUGUGUGUAUUUCAUUCAUGGAUUUUCGGUGGCUGAUUCGAACGGGAUAAAAGAACUGCUGUAUUUUGAAGAAGAGAGAACCUGGGUAGAAGCCCGGAAUGUCUGCCGGAAUUAUAACGGCAAGCUGAUGCAUAGCACCACCCUAAACCGGAACAUCAUAGAGAACUGCAAAGAGAUUGACCCCUUCAAAAGGUUCUGGGUGGGAGAACACCGUACACUCUCCGCGUGGUUCGAAAUCACAGGUUGUUUUGAGGACGCUGAGAUCCAGUAUAAUGUAACCUAUGACAACAGCGACAGUAACGAGGCUUCGGUUUGUUACAAAGUGUGUCAAGGAUCACGGUAUGUCGGACUAAAGAAUAACACAUGUUUCUGCAUCGAGGAAUCGCCAGGUAACCAGGCCAGUCUUUCCUGCAACCGGAAGUGUCCUGGUAACGAGGCUGAAUAUUGCGGAGGCGAGGGUGUAAUUAGUGUGUUUAGAAAAGCUACCUCCACGCCAGAAAACUCCCUCUGUCCCCAGCAGGAAAUGUGUCUCUGUUCACAACUCGAUUGUCUCCCUUCCGGAGCCUCGUUCUCAUCUCGACCUUGUGUCACAGAACUACACGGCGCAUGCGGUUACGGAUACAUGACCGACACCAGGAGUUCGUGGAACAUUAGUAACGAAAAUUGCAGGGCACAGGGCUUCUUGGCAAAUCAGGAAAACUCACAAGAAUUCUGCAAGAACAGAAUCAUAACAUGGCCUCAAACAUAUUGGUCAGGAGUGUUCCGAAGUGUCAUCAACAAUCUCGAUAAAGGAAAUGGUGGAUAUAGGGAUCCGCUCCUUUAUUGUUUUUCACUUCGGAGGGGCUCUCGACUGAAUAAGGAAGGAAGUGUCUCCAUCAGCCCUGAUACCUGUUACAGUGAGCAACUGCCCUUUAUCUGUGAAAUAGGUUCCUCUUUGUUUGGGGAGGCUCGAUGUAAAGUUCAGAGAGCUCCAACCACCCCUUCCAUCUCCUCUACCACCUCAGCGAAAACUCCCCAACCUACGACACAGGAUGGAGCCAAUCCUUCGUCUACGUACUUCAUCACUAACCAGGUCAAGGACGAGAAAGAUGAUUUGAUUGACAAAAUAUUUAUUGUCGGCCUUGUUGCUGGUGCUGUGCUGCUCGUGUUGAUAGUAAUUUGUUCGGCUACAAUAGUUACCAAAAGAAGAAGGAGUGCGCACUAUGGAAAGAAAUAUGGAAAUCAGUUUAUAAUUCGUUCCUAUGGAAAUGAUAUCAAAAUAGAUAAAAAGUCACCAGAAUCAAGGAGAAAGCAAGAACAAGUAACGCCAGAAAUCUUUAUAACUGAUGUCACUUCCGGCGACACGUUACAGGCAUUUCCAAAAGAUAACAGCAACACCAGCGUGUCUUCGUCUGAACUGAAAUAUGACAGUUUGAAACAUGGUCAUGCAAAGACAAAACCUCUAGAACUACAGCAAUAUAUAACGAAUCAUAAUGAAGUCAGAAGUGACAUCAGCAGUGAGCAUAGCAACGACGAAUGCCGUCCAUUGACAAAUAGGAAACAAACAAUGCCUGCUAAAGUUAAAACAGAAGGCCAGUUAACGGCAAACUUGGAUAUUGACGAUAUGAAAAGCUUGCCGCGACAGUCAAAGUUAGCGAGAAAACCUCCAUUUCGAUAUGUGUAUAGUGAGUGGUAAAGUUGGCGUAUCAAUUUUGAUACGGGUCUUUUAUCAUUUCUUUUUACAUAAUGUUUGGUUUGGUUAUUGGAGUUUCUUUCUAUGUCGCAUCAAGAAAAUAAAAUCAAAGUAUUGUAAACACUUUCAAUCGUAGUAAGAAGUCAGUUUGUGCUGAUUCUUUUCGGUGACAUUAUUAUAUUAUAUGUUUUGUUUUAUAUUUUGUUUGACUUUAUGGUUAUGUCAUUCAUGCUUUAUGUUAUACCAAUCAUACUUCACUAGAGCUCAAAUUAUCAAAUCAAAGCGAA